AUGUACGACUAUGGCCUGGUGGGCCGCGGCUUCCCUGAAGUGACCUUGAGCCCUGACUUGUCGGUGCCGUGGAAGACGCACUGCGGGGUUCACAUCUCGGUGAAGGCAGCACGCAUCCAGCGCUGGUACCGCCAGCUCGUGCUGCCGCAGCCGCUGCCAUCUCGAGAAAGGCCUUGCGCGGCCGCUGACCCAGACAGCAAGACGUCGAAGCGCAAGGCGGCCGCACGUGAGCGCAAGGUACAGCAACUUCCGUCUGACAUGCAGGACUUGUUCGGUGAUUUCUUUGGGCCCAUGGAGGGGCCAGAUGGCAUGACGUCCUUUGGGGGCCCCCAGAGCACGCACUGCUCGCCUCCCAGGCCCGCUGGGCCAUCGGGGGUUGAGGGUACCGACUCUGGGGGCAGUCGAUCUGAUGUCGGCAGCGAGGUGGCUUUUGCUAUUGCGGCUGAGACUUGGGACGAGGCUAUGACUCAGAUCUACUGGGAAGGUGUCCCUGAACCGCAUGGUCAGGCCCCGUCUGGGUUCCUGGGCCAUCAUGCCCCCUACGAUUCUGCACGUCACUUCGCCUUCCGCUGGCAGGCUAGGGGCCGUGAGCGGGUCGAUGCUUUGCACAACCAUUGGGUCACGGUCAUGGAGAGGGCCGUGCUCCUGCAUGAGAAGGUUGACUCUGACAAGUGGAAGCAGUACUCAGGCCGUGCUCGUGGCCCUGCCUGUUGUUGGAAGCUGGUACGGUCGACUCCUGGACGUGCCCACAUGCGCAACGAGCAGGCUGAGUGGUGGGGCCUUGUCAGCACGCUGGUCACGCGCUACGUGGCCCUGGUGAGGAAUGCUUCUGACCCGCACCAGGCGGCCCAGUGCGUCGUGAAGGCGCGUCAGUUGAUCGAGCAGCUGGACGGCAAGUCGGACGAGCUGUACUUUGGCAAGAAGCAGGACCCCCAGGAGGUCUUCGUCUGGAAGGGCAUGGUGCUCAGCCUCGAUCUGGUCGAUGCUGCUGCCUUGCCUGAGCUUUUGGAGAGAACUCGCAGGUGGGCUGACCUGUCAAACGCUCGGGCCAUGAUGGCCUCCAGGUCCGCCUUCAUGAACUGGGUCCAGGAGACGUGGUCCGCUAAACCUGGGGCCGUCCACAGGCAUGUGAAACCAGCGGAGGCCCCAGCUUGGGAAAGUAAGGACUCCUGGGGCACCGUCACUUCGGACAACCAGGCUAUGCUUCAAGGUCUGGCGAAGGAGUGGCAGGCGAUGUGGACCGACCCAGUCGACUCGCCUGAGGACGUGCUGGCUAUGAUGCAGAAGUGUUUCGAUGCUGCCAGGGAGGACCCCCUGCCCGCCAUCACGCUGCUGGACCUGGAUGCUGUGUUGCCGAGGAUCCCUGCGAGGAAGGCCAAGGGCGUGGAUUCGCUGAGCCCGUUGGAUAUCCAACGGCUACCUGAUGCAGCUCGUCAGGCCUUCGUGGACACCUUGAACGCUAUCGAGGCAGCAGGGGCGAGGCUCAGACAACGUAAGGUGAUGAAGGUCAGGCGUCUGGCUAAGCUGCGCUUCGUGACGAAGAAGCUCUGGUCGUCAGGCGUGUACCCAGCGUCCGUCUUCGGUCAUCAGUUGAUGGGAACCCCUCCCACUACGCUGCUGGCCAUGCGUCGUGACGCAGCUGCUGCGGUGGCUGGAGCAAAGCGGGGACGGUGCCUGACUACCGUGCUGCAGGCGAUCUACGGCACUGCUGAGCCUGGUGUGGAUUUACGCCGUCAGUUACUGCGUGAAUGGGUGGCCUUGUGGUUGACACAGCCCGGCCUGCACCCACGUAUCUGCAAGGUAUGGCCCAUGGUGCUGGCGAGGCUCAAGCGGGGCAAGGCCGUCUGCUGGAAGGAUGUUCGUGGUCCGAUUGCUGCACUGCAAGCGACAUUGUUGCAAGUGGGUUGGGAUCCCCAGUCGCCGUUGGUGUGGUCUCGGCCCUUAGCAGACGGCACGAUCGAUGAUUGGAUCUUCCCCUCCUUCGGUGAUGAGCAGUUCGGCGCGGCGGUACUGGCCCAUUUUGAUGAUAUGCUGGGCGCUUUCAUGGAUGAUUGUGUCGCGCAGCAGUGGCAGUCAGCGGCUCAUCAUGCGGCGGGCGACGACCUGGCGGGCGGCGCCGACUUGACGACCGUGUCCAUUGAGCUGAACCGCUUCGCCAAGAGGUUGCAGUUUGACGAGUGGUCGGCGGAUGUCGCCGUGGUGAGCGGCGGCCAGUGGACUCGUGAGAGGCAGCUCGCUGCAGGCUAUGCUUGUCCGUUGCUGUGCCCCCGCUGCAAAGAGAUGCCUGAGACUUUAGCGCACCGUAUUUGGACGUGCUCUGCUAAUUGCGGGCACGAGGACUUUUCAAAGACUGAUUUUCUGGUUCCCCAAGCCCUCGCCAGCCUGGACGCGCAGCCCGCGUUAUGGCUUCGAGGAGUCCCCUCGAAGGACCUUGUGGUGCCCAAGUUUGUGGAGAGCUCGGAGGCGGCCCAAAAG
This is a messenger RNA of Prorocentrum cordatum, 2475 nucleotides long. NCBI's taxonomy places the organism in Eukaryota, Dinophyceae, Prorocentrales, Prorocentraceae. The record is from the annotation of a GenBank genome assembly.